Molecule: messenger RNA, 169 nt
Organism: Candidula unifasciata
Lineage: Eukaryota; Metazoa; Mollusca; Gastropoda; Stylommatophora; Geomitridae
Source: the annotation of a GenBank genome assembly
UUAUGUAGCAAAGAGAUCCGAACUGGAGAACCUCUCGCGGGAAGCUCUAGAACUUGAAGGCAACUUGAGAAAACUGGAAAAACUGGCAUCGUUGAUUCAGCAGCCCUUGGAUGCUCUUGGGUCGUCUGAUGCACCUCCAGCUUCUGAUAUUCAUGACAUUGUUGACGGG